CAAAGGAUCACUGCAUUGGAUCUCCAGAUCCUCACUGGCGAAUUCCAGUCUGUAUUGAACUACCGGUUGCAGAACAUCUACAAUGUGUUACACUCCCCCAGACAGUUUGUGUUGAAGUUUUCGAUUCCCGACUCCAAAAAACUUAUGAUAGUCGAGUUUGGAAACCGAAUCCACUUUACUGAUUACGAGAGAAACAUCGAGCCCACUCCCCUGAACUUUGUCACCAAGUUGCGGAAGCAUUUGAAGACUAGACGGUUAAGUAGCAUCAAGCAAAUAGGUGAUGACAGAAUCUUGGUCAUGGAGUUUAGUGACGGAUUGUUUUAUCUUGUAUUAGAGUUCUUCAGUGCUGGAAACAUUGUGUUAUUGGACCAUGAUAGAAAAAUCUUGAUGUUACAACGAGUGGUGGAUUCCAAUGAUGACAAAUUUGCAGUCAACGAGACAUACAACAUGUUUGAUAGAAGUUUGUUUGAACAGGAACCAGAGCCUUACGUAAAGCGCCAGUACGAGGUGGAGCAGAUUAACUCCUGGAUAGAGAAAGAGAAGACCAAGGUGGAAGAUAACCAAAACAGGUUGAAGGAGCUUGCCAAUAGCCAUACUCCAACCAAAUUGAAGAAGUCCAAGAUCUUUUCGAUCCACAAGCUACUCUUUGUGAAUGCCCUGCAUCUUUCUUCUGACUUGAUAUUGAAAACGUUGAACGAAAACGGGAUCCGUUCGAGCUCGUCGUGCUUUGAGUUCCAUGACUCGGAGAUGUUGUCUACUAUAGUUGCAACCAUGAACCAGUGUGAAGAUGAGUACGUUAAGAUUCUACAAGGAGGUGAAAUAGAAGGAAUAAUCGUCAGCAAGAAGAAUACUAAUGCCACGGAGGAGACUGCUGAAAACUUGCAGUACUUAUUCGAUGAGUUUCACCCCUUUAGACCAUUUAAAGACGGAUCUUUGUAUAAGUUCACCAGCAUCCAAGGAUACAACAAAACCCUUGAUCAGUUCUUUUCUACUUUGGAGAGCUUGAAAAAUGAGAUUAAAAUCGAAAACCAGAAACAGUUGGCCAUGAAGCGGUUGGAUAAAGCCAAGAAUGAAAGAGUCAAACAGAUUGAAAGUUUAAUCAACGAGAAGAACGCCAAUAUCAAAAAGGGAGAUUUAAUUAUUUUGAAUGCUAAUUUGGUUUCGGGGUGUAUCGAUUUCAUAAAUGGCAUGCUUGAGAAGCAAAUGGACUGGCAUGACAUUGAGAAGUACAUUGAGCUUCAAAAAUCGAGUGGCGAUGAUAUCACCAAUGCCAUUCAAUUACCUUUGAACUUAUUAGAAAAUAAAAUCAAGUUGAAUCUCCCAGAUACGGAUGUUGAUGAAAACGUCGAAAGCAGUGAAACGUCCAGUUCAGAUACCGAGUCUGAGUCUGACAGUUCGAGCAGCGAUUCGGACUCGGAUUCGGAUUCAGAUUCGGAUUCGGAUUCGGAUUUUAGAGGAACGAAGAAGUCAAAGUCAAAGUCAAAGAAGACUAAAUCCGUGCCUACCAUUUCUGUUUGGAUCGACUUGUCAUUAUCUCCGUAUGCCAAUGCCAGCACUUUCUUUGACUCAAAGAAGAGUGCUGAAGUAAAACAACUCAAAGUUGAAAAGAAUACCGGGAUUGCGUUGCAGAAUGCUGAAAGAAAGAUCACACAUGACCUUACAAAGGCAUUACAGAAUGAGUCUGAAGCGUUGAACAAGGUGAGAGAAAAGUUCUGGUUUGAGAAGUUCUACUGGUUUGUUACUAGUGACGGAUAUUUGUGCCUCAGUGGAAAAGACGACUUGCAAAAUGACAUGAUUUACUACCGGUACUUCAAUGAUGACGACUUUUUUGUGUACUCCGAUAUCGAAGGAGCGUUGAAGGUGUUCAUAAAAAACCCAUACAAGGGAGAAACAGUACCUCCAUCAACCAUCUGGCAGGCUGGUAUGUUCAGUUUGAGCAACUCCGAAUCUUGGAGCAACAAGUCUUCUUCUUCUGCCUGGUAUUUGCCAGGUCCUGGAGUAUCGAAGAAAGACAUCGAUGGCAGUUUAUUAAGACCCGGAAAGUUCAACUUCAAAGGUAAAAAGGAACAUAUGCCCCCCGUCCAAUUGGUUAUGGGAUUCGGUAUCUACUUCGUGGGUGAUGAUGAAACCACCAAGAGGGCCCGCGAAAAGAGGUUGGUUCGGCAAGAAGAGAUGGGAUUGCAGUUAUCCAAUGACAAUAAGAAGCAAGACAUUGACCAAUCGUUGAUCAGAGAGAAGAUUAUGGAGCAGGAGAGGAAAGAACGAGAAAAAGAGGCAGUUGUGGAUGAUGACGAAGAGCUGCAACAAGACGAUGCUGCCAAUGACAGUAGCAUUGUCCCCUCUGAGCUCGACUCGGGACUCCAAAACUUGUUGAUCGUGAACAAGAGAGGUAAGAAGGGUAAGAUGAAGAAGAUAGCUGAGAAAUAUGCCGACCAGGAUGAAGAAGAUCGGAUCUUAAGAAUGGAAGCCUUAGGUACGUUGAAGCAAGUGGAGGAAAACCGCAAGAAACAAAUCGAGGUUGAACAAGAACAACAAAACAAAAACUCCAAGUACGAAAACCAGGACAAAAUCCAGCAGCGUAAACAGAAACAAGACGAAAAAGAGUUGCGAAAGUACCUUUUACAAGAUAUGGCAGACAAACAGAACGAGAUUGAGUAUCUUUCGAUUUUCGAUGGUUUGAUUGCGAAGCCCACCAAAUCCGAUACCAUAGUGGAUUUUGUUCCUGUAUUUGGGCCAUGGUUCUCGCUCCAAAAAUUCAAGUAUAAGGUGAAGAUUCAACCUGGAAACAAUAAGAAGGGGAAGUCUAUCUCCGAAAUCUUGACAUAUUUCAACGGUAGAAAGGUCGACAAGUCCAAGGAAGAUAACGAGUUGGACUGGCCCGAGGAGCACGAAGCGCUUAAGGGUGCCAAGGCUAAUGACCUUAUCGCGAUGGUGCCAGUUUCCAAACUAAAGGUAGUUUUACCAGCGGCAAGCGGGAAAGCCGACUCAGGAAAGGGGAAGAAUGGUAAGCCUGGCCAGAAGGUCGGCGGAGGGAAGAAGAAAGGUAGGCGUUAAGAUACUGCCAAAAAGAGUUAUCGGCUCCCACUAUCCGAUUUUGGGAUGCAACCCAUACGCACAAUGGGAUUGCUGCACGUUGCAUUGGCUGGUGGACUGGGGGGAGACAAAUGACUGGGGCCCCAACACAAAAAAACAUGUCUCACCAUAUAUAUGCACAUAGACCCAUAGACCCAUAAACUCACAUCCCCGCACA
Yamadazyma tenuis ATCC 10573 is the source of this 3250-nucleotide messenger RNA. RefSeq lists its product as uncharacterized. Gene Ontology annotation, molecular function: tRNA binding; ribosomal large subunit binding. Gene Ontology annotation, cellular component: RQC complex. The record is from RefSeq and is a predicted model, not a curated record. Gene Ontology annotation, biological process: ribosome-associated ubiquitin-dependent protein catabolic process; rescue of stalled cytosolic ribosome. Lineage: Eukaryota; Fungi; Ascomycota; Pichiomycetes; Serinales; Debaryomycetaceae.